GGAACAAAUAGAAAUAACACCAUUAGAGAUGGGCUCUUUAGCAAAUGAAAAACCUCAUGCAGUGUGCAUGCCAAUUCCAGCACAAGGCCACAUAAACGCCAUGAUGCAGUUUGCUAAGGUCCUCCAUUUGCAUGGUUUCUUCAUCACCUUCAUCCACACUGAGUUCAACUACAAACGAAUACUCAAGUCAAGAGGCCCUUCUUCUUUACAAGGCUUGCCAGAUUUCCAAUUCAAGACGAUACCAGAUGGUCUCCCGCCGUCUGAUGAGAAUAUCCCUCAAGAUGUCAAGCAAGUUUGUCAAUCAACACAAGAAAAUUGUGCCAUUCCCUUUCACAACCUCGUUGUCAAGCUCAACAACAGCAGUGCUUCCGGUGUACCUCCGGUCUCAUGCAUCAUUUCGGAUAUCAUCACCAAGUUCACUUUGCCAACAUCCCAAGAGCUUCAUAUCCCUAACAUCUUCCUCUGCUCUGUGAGUGCAUGUGGUUUUUGGGGUUUCUUCAACUACCAACAGCUCAUGGAUAAAGGCUUAAUCCCUUUCAAGAGUGAAGAUGAUCUUGUCAAUGGGUAUCUCAACAAAGAGGUGGACUGGAUUCCAGGGUUGAAGAACAUGAGGAUCAGGGACAUGCCUAGUUUCUUAAGAACAACUGAUCCAGAAGACUUCUGGUUUAAAUUCCUGAAAGAUGAGACACAGUGUGCGAUGCAUGCAACUGCGAUAAUCUUCAACACUUUUGAUGAUUUAGAAGGAGAAGUUCUUGAAACCAUGUCUCCAGUGCUACCACCUAUGUAUAGUGUUGGUCCUUUGAGCUUGAUCUUGAAAGAGAUGCCAACCAAUCCUCUUGAAUCAGCAGGGUCUAACUUGUGGAAAGAGAACCCAGGUUGCAUUGAAUGGUUGGAUGGGAAAAAAGAAGGGUCUGUGGUGUAUGUGAACUUUGGAAGUAUAACAGUGAUGAGCAAUAAACAAAUGGUGGAGUUUGCAUGGGGGCUUGCUAACUGUGGGCAUGACUUCUUGUGGGUGAUUAGGUCUGAUCUUGUGAAGGGUGAGAAUGCAGUGCUGCCAGAAGAGUUCUUCAAUGAAAUCACUGAAAGUGGGAGGGGAUUUCUAGCAGGUUGGUGUCCUCAAGAGAAGGUCCUAAUGCAUCCAUCAGUGGGAGGGUACUUGACACAUUGUGGAUGGAACUCAACCAUGGAAAGUAUUUGUGCUGGUGUACCUAUGAUAUGUUGGCCAUUCUUUGCAGACCAACAAACCAAUUGUCACUAUGCAUGCAGUGAGUGGGGAAUUGGCAUGGAGAUUGAGAACAAUGCCAAGAGAGAUGAGGUGGAAGGGAUGAUAAGGGAGCUGAUGGAUGGAGAUAAGGGGGAGGAUAUGAAGAAGAAGGCACUUGAAUGGAAGAGACUUGCAACAAUGGCAGCGAAACAAGAUGGUUCAUCUAUGAAAAAUCUCAAGACACUGAUCAGUCAAGUGCUACUGUCAAAGCAGUGAAUCUAGCUACUUUCUAGGUUAAUCAGCAGUGCUUGUUUUGUUUUUCUUAAUAAAGAGUUUGAAGACUCUAGCUAAAUUUUACUUUUUAUCUC
Molecule: messenger RNA, 1572 nt
Organism: Dioscorea cayenensis subsp. rotundata (Guinea yam)
Lineage: Eukaryota; Viridiplantae; Streptophyta; Magnoliopsida; Dioscoreales; Dioscoreaceae
Product: 7-deoxyloganetin glucosyltransferase-like
Exons: 2
Coding region: 29-1480 (483 amino acids)
Molecular function (GO): UDP-glycosyltransferase activity
Source: RefSeq, a predicted model, not a curated record